This is a messenger RNA of Hyaloscypha bicolor E, 3137 nucleotides long. RefSeq names its product secretory pathway Sec39. Gene Ontology annotation, biological process: retrograde vesicle-mediated transport, Golgi to endoplasmic reticulum. Lineage: Eukaryota; Fungi; Ascomycota; Leotiomycetes; Helotiales; Hyaloscyphaceae. The record is from RefSeq and is a predicted model, not a curated record. Bases 28 to 2871 code for a protein of 947 amino acids. The transcript is spliced from 3 exons.
UUGCGCCCCUUGGGGAAAUCUUGAGGCAUGGCAGGAACUGGGAUAUCUCCAGCCAAAGCCGUACUCCUGGCUGUGCAGCUAGCCAGCAAAUCCGACCUCUCAACCCUUAGAACUCUGGUUUCCCAGCAUCGAAAGACACUCCAUACCGAACUCGUCUUACGUAUCCUCCUAAGCCACCUUCCAGAAAGCCUCGAUUCUUCAGCAUAUGUGCUAUUCUUUGAAGAUCUCAUAAGUGGGCGGAUCGUGGAAGAUUCAAAAACUCCCGUCGAUUCUUCAGCGCUCCUCGAACUCACCGAGGUGGAAGCGCAGAAGAAGGUCCGGAAACUGCAUCUUCUGCCUCUAGAAUGGCCGAAUUGUCCGGCAGAUGCACCAGCAGAUCCUGUUAUUUUAUUUCUCAUCCACCGAGCCCUACGAAUUGACGAAAACACUGGGUUAUUAACUCAACUUCCUGGGCUGCUCACGCCUUUCCUACACUACUCUGAUUACCUACGAACCUGGAUGAUAUCUACAAUUCUGCCCUUGGUACGAUUCAACUAUGAUUAUCACCCUGACGAUGGGGCCGCCCUCACGAUUGCCAAAUUCGAAACACUAGACGACCGGGCUGGAGUGUCACUGCUGCUCUCAAAAACGGGAAAAGAAUCGACGACGGAACCUGAUCCAACCGUUGGACGAGACUUGAAAGGCUUAGUUGGGCCAUGGCUGUACGGAGAUACAAGAUGGAAGCGGAGGAAAGUCCGUGAAAACUCCUCCUUCAGUCUACAAUCUCUUGAGCGGCUGGAUGAAACCCCCUCAGUGGAGCCCAAAUAUGUUGGCUGGGAAGUAGUGUUCAAGUGGCUUCUGGGACAGGCUGGGACAUCAUGGAAGACUGCUGUCGAAGCUGUAGAGCAAUGGGAUGGUCCGGCAGAUGUAGAUCUUGGUGGUUAUGAAGAUGGGACAACAUGGCUGGCAGAGGAAGACGAAAUCCACCUGGAACGAAGAUUUGCCCGUUCGGGGCUCGCGGCGGCAUAUUUGAUCUCCGAGGAAUCAGAGGAGGCUCUGAAUGGUAUCCAGCGUAUCUUGACCAGGAUGACCACUCUUCUUGACAAAGACAGAAUUCCGACUUUGCAAGCUGCCGCCGCUCUACUGUCUCCUGUACCGGAUUUUGAGGACAACAUUUUGUCUUCCAAAUCUGCCACCUACCUCCGGAAUGAUUUUCUGGAGGACCACAAUAUUUUGACUACACCAAACGAGCAGUCACUAAAGUUGCUUCAUGUCUUGUUGAUAAGUGCUUUCUUGUGUACCAAGGCAGGCUGCAGUCUCAGCGUGAGGCGGGCUGGAGAACUUGUGUUUCUGCAAGAUGAGCGUGAUCAGAAGUUCCUCUUCAGCAAGCUGAUGUCACGGAUUGGAGACGGCCCGAAAAGCGAUGACAGGUAUUGGAUGAAAACAAGGAGCGAAAUUCUCUGGCUGCGCACCUGGGGUGCUGAAGAGCUUUUUGAAGGGAGCGAGUCUGGAAACGGAAAGGGCGUUUUGGGGCAACUUCCAAAAGAGUCAAUUGAAGCAGAACUUCUCAAAGCACUUCUAGCGAAUACACGUUAUACUCUUGCGCGAUCAAUAUACGAGACUUCACCGGAACGGCCCUUGUCUAAAAAGGCUCUCCAUGACGCCAUCAUAUCCGCUGCGAUGAAUGCCUACGACAAUGCAACAAAUGCCAAUAGAACUCGAGGGGGAGUAAAGAAAUGUGAUGACAUCUUGCGAGCCUUCCCGGAUACGUUGGAUGGUUCCCUCGAUAAGGACCAGCUUGAACAUCUAAUUACCGUUACGCACUAUAUGGGAGCAUAUCGCCUUGUAUUCAAGCAGGGCGAGCCUUUCAAGCCCGUCAGUCUCCGACUUCAUGGGGACCCCAUAUCAAUCAUCGGCAAGAUCCUCGACCAGAAUUCCCGAAGUUAUACCAAAAUUGGCGACUUUGUUGAUAUGGGGAAGCACAUGGUUAGAGCAGGCCUGACUGUUCGAAGAGUUGACGGCGAAACUGCGUUGAAACCCGAGCAGGUCAUCGAAGAGGAGUCCGUCGCCGAGAAGCGAGUUGUGAGCAUGUGUAUUGAUGCAGCCCUGGUCGAAGACGACUUCGAGACCGCUUAUUCCUACGUGGUGACUCGUUUGAAAGAAAUUGCUGGACCUGCGCAUGCUCGUACGCCCGAGCUUGAGCGUCGAGGCACCGGCCUCUUUGCUGAACCGCCGCCGAAGGUUAUUGAUGACUGGUCUUGGCGGGCAGCACUGCAAGCGGGAAAGUACCGACGAACGUCCCAGACCACGAAGCCCACUCAUCUUGGGAAUGCAAGUGGAAAUCUCGAGAUUCGCCAUUUGGAGCAGCGAAUGGAUUGCUUGGCACAGGCACUGCGAAUUGCACCAAAGGCAACAUUGCAAGAGAUCUUGAAUGUCUAUCGACGAUGUGAAGAGGAGCUCGAGUCACAUGUUAAACAAGAAGCGGAACAAGAAGAAGCAUGGGAUGCUCAAGGGGAUGAGCAAGUUAUGCCAGGUGGAUAUGCACCAACGCCAGCGAAGAAGACAACAAACUCUCGUGCAGUGGAGGAAGCUCCAAUGUCCCUAUUCGAUCUCUCACGUGCCAGCAUGGCUCGUGCGCAGAAUGGAUUUUCAGCACUUUCUAUGCUUAAAGGCAACCAUACCGUCCAAGAGAAAGCGCAAAAUGCCUCAAGGGAGAGCAUAGAUUCAGGAGGAUCCACCGGCGAUUCCUCAUCACAAUCAACAGUUAAAGCUCCUAUCCGGAAGAGGGAUCAAUUGAAGAAUGCGGCAGUGGGUAGUCUAGCUUCGGGCAUUGGAUGGCUCAUCAACGCCCCGCCGAUAAAUCGUAAUGAUGAGGAACACGAAGAUCACUGAAGAAUUGGAAUGACAACAUGAGUUGGUUUGAUGUAUUUGAGCGGGAGUAUAGGGCUAGGGAAGCAUAGAGACCGGCGUCAUGAGCUUGUAAGAUAACUUGGGCCCUCUGUAUGAAUUACCCCUUAUAUCCUGGUGCUCAUAAUGAAGAUUGUUCUCUCGCGAGGGGUACUCGCUUGCUCAUUACACUUAGAAACAAUAAUAAUGAUCAGUGGUGAAGAAUGCCGCCAGGACCUCAAAUGGCGACGUCACUUCCUCGCAUCCCCAAG